GGGCAGGCGGGGAUCAACUGGUCAACUGCUCUACAACUUCACGUCUUCUUCACCUUCGGAAGACGGGCAGGCGAGCAGCGAAGGUGCGACGGAAAUCAGUGGGGAUGAGGCGCAAUAGCCCGCCGACGGCGAGCGGCAACCGCCUCGCGGUCAUCGCUUCCCACUUAUCCCUCCCUCCGCUCGGCAGUCCGGCAGCCAUAUCCGGGGAGAAGGAAGCCGCCCUCGCCACCGACCUCAACAGCACCCCCACCAUUUUUGACAAAAUUAUUCGGAAGGAGAUCCCAUCUGAGGUGGUUUAUGAGGAUGAGAAGGUUCUUGCAUGUAGAGACAUAUCACCACAAGCUCCUACACAUAUUAUAAUCAUUGCGAAGGUUAAGUAUGGGCUGUCUAGGUUGUCGAAGGCAGAGGAAGGGCAUGUCGAGCUUCUGGGCAAUCUUCUGUAUGCUGCAAAGGUUGUAGCAGAGCAGGAAGGGCUUGCUGAUGGCUUCAGAAUUGUCAUGGACGAUGGGCCCAGAGGAUCUCAAUCGGUCUACCACCGGCACCUACACGUUCAUCUUCUCGGGGGACGGCAGAUGAAUUGGCCACCGGGGUGAGUUGGUGUUGUAAAGGUCUGUUUGGUUCACUGCCUAACUUGCCACACUUUACCUAACUUUUCUGCCUAAGGUUAGUUCUUCAAUUCGAACGCCUAACCUUAGACAAAGUGUGGCGCAGUUAGCCACGAACCAAACAGACCCUAAGACUCAAGCAAUGACUUCGUAAGGCAUGUGUUGUUCACUCGUUAGAAUUUCAUAAUAUGCUGUCAUUUGCAGUUUGCUAUUAGGGUUGCACAAAUAGUCAUCGGUAGACGCUGUCCCAAUGAUUUUGUGUACGGAGCUCAAAUAGUAUAAAAAGUUUUCAUUUCGUAACAUUAUCUGUUUCUCAGUUAA
Messenger RNA from Zea mays, 926 nucleotides. Its product is annotated as 14 kDa zinc-binding protein-like. Gene Ontology annotation, molecular function: catalytic activity. The record is from RefSeq and is marked validated. Bases 105 to 593 code for a protein of 162 amino acids. The transcript has 5 exons. Lineage: Eukaryota; Viridiplantae; Streptophyta; Magnoliopsida; Poales; Poaceae.